This is a messenger RNA of Gasterosteus aculeatus aculeatus (three-spined stickleback), 570 nucleotides long. The record is from RefSeq and is a predicted model, not a curated record. Lineage: Eukaryota; Metazoa; Chordata; Actinopteri; Perciformes; Gasterosteidae.
AUGUCUACCCGGACCCUGUCUACCCCGGACCAUGUCUACCCGGACCAUGUCUACCCGGACCCUGUCUCCCCGGACCAUGUCUACCCGGACCCUGUCUACCCGGACCAUGUCGAUCCGGACCCUGUCUACGAGGACCCUGUCUACGAGGACCCUGUCUACCCGGACCCUGUCUACGAGGACCCUGUCUACUCGGACCCUCAGGACCCUGUCUACGAGGACCCUGUCUACCCGGACCCUGUCUACUCGGACCCGGUCUACGAGGACCCUGUCUACCCGGACCCUGUCUACCCGGACCCUGUCUACGAGGACCCUGUCUACUCGGACCCGGUCUACGAGGACCCUAUCUACCCGGACCCUGUCUACGAGGACCCUGUCUACGAGGACCCUGUCUACCCGGACCCUGUCUACGAGGACCCUGUCUACUCGGACCCGGUCUACGAGGACCCUGUCUACGAGGACCCUGUCUACGAGGACCCUGUCUACCCGGACCCUGUCUACCCAGACCCUGUUGACCCGAAGCAGAUUCUGACUAUGUUUGAGUGCAAAAGCUCAGAGAAAAUGACCACCUAA